AUGUCCAUAUCCGUUUCCAGUCCUCUACUCUCUGUCCACCGCGAUAUCACACCCCCAGCCAUGCCCGACGCGGGCGUGGCUCACCUCCAUGACCGCUUGAACUAUCUGGAUUCCCGAAUAAGCGAGCUUCGCUCGGUAAUAUUGACCAAAGACUCCUAUGUCGAACGCCGAAACAGAGAAGAUCUAUACAUCCGACGCGAAUUCGAGACGCAAAGAACCAUCUCCGAACGUAUCGAUGUGGGCGUGACCAUCCUCAAGACCGAGCUGAAUCAAAUCCGGAACAGCGUCUCGUCGUUGAAUGGGGAUACAGCGUUCCUACGCAACGACGUCGCGCGUCUCCAGAAGAAUGUCCAACAGUUACAAGUCGACACUGCUUUUCUGCGUAACGAUGUCACUCGCCUUCAAAAGAGCGUCCUACAGAUACAAGUCGAAUUGGAAGCUCUGAAAUCGGAGGUUUGUGGCUGUCGUACGGAGAUUAAGCAGUUGCACACGACUGUCCAGCAGUUGCAUACGGCAGUCAAUCAAUCCGAACGCGUUCGAUUCAAUUCAUUAGCGACUACGGUCCAUGCUCCGAUAAAUGCUGUCCCCAAGAUUGAUCAAGAUGGAACGUUACGAUACCCUAAUUGGUUCCCUAGGACUGUGUGGCGUUUUUGGUGUCUGAAGAAACGCAGUCGAAUUGAUCGCCUGCUUGAACUCGCCGAGUUCUAUGAAGUCGAAGGAUAUGAAUACUGGGGUCGAAAUCAUCUUGAUGAUUUCGUCCCCUGGGAUGACGAUGACGAUUCAAGUGAUUAUAGCGACCACCCAAACAAUCUCACACGUGCAGAGGCAGUGUAUCAAUAUCCUGAAGCGUGUCACCAAGCUCUUGCCGCUACCUUGGGGUUGAAUUAUCACAAGAUUCGCAAAGCUGUUGGAGAAAGCCCUAAUUCACGGAUAGCCACUGCCACGAAGCGACCUGUCGAUGACGUGGUGUCUAACCCUCAGGUAUCGUCUAAACAGAAGCAAGUCAAGAUUGGCAGACGUCCGCGCGAUGUCUCGCCGACUUUGCUACAGAGGCUCGUCUACGGCGUCCCAUCUGUAGCGUCCAAGUCCGUUUCUUCGGAACUUGAGGACAGGCUUGUGUGGCGUGAACAUCCACGCGAGGGAUCUGAGAUAUCAGACGAAGCACUAUCCAAGUUGAAGGGGCUUUCAAGCGAUAUAGGAUCGAUACUGCGCGCCAUUGAACGUGGGAAGCUCUACGUCAAAUCCGAGCAGAUGCAUGCUUCUCCUAUAGAGUCGCGUGCACGACACGACAUCAAGGGCGAGAGAUCUGAAUCUCCAAUGGCUGUGGAAGAAGAAGUUCGAUCAACACAUACGGUUUCGACUGAGAUUAUAUCGCCGACCGGAUCUCUUCCAGACACUGCCAGUAUGAUGUCGUAAUCAUCCAUCUAUAAUCCUUUAUCCCCCCUCCCCCUUUUUGCAUAUUGUACAGCAUUUACGGCGUUUUAUUUGAUUGGAAGAUACCCUGCAUAGCGAACUGGUUUGAAGGUGAUUGUUGGAUAUGAUGAUGGAUAUACUAACCAUUUUAUACUAUAUACAUUGUAAAUAUUCUUUGCAUGAGUGUAUAUAUGUGAAAUGGACCGAAACUUACUAACUC
Messenger RNA from Talaromyces stipitatus ATCC 10500, 1633 nucleotides. RefSeq lists its product as uncharacterized. The transcript is spliced from 2 exons. Lineage: Eukaryota; Fungi; Ascomycota; Eurotiomycetes; Eurotiales; Trichocomaceae. The coding region runs from base 1 to 1416 and encodes 471 amino acids. The record is from RefSeq and is a predicted model, not a curated record.